Pseudopipra pipra is the source of this 9954-nucleotide messenger RNA. RefSeq names its product microtubule associated protein 4 (gene MAP4). The transcript has 25 exons. Gene Ontology annotation, cellular component: neuron projection. Bases 314 to 8170 code for a protein of 2618 amino acids. NCBI's taxonomy places the organism in Eukaryota, Metazoa, Chordata, Aves, Passeriformes, Pipridae. Gene Ontology annotation, molecular function: microtubule binding. Gene Ontology annotation, biological process: microtubule cytoskeleton organization; neuron projection development. The record is from RefSeq and is a predicted model, not a curated record.
CUAGCCCCGCCCCCCGGGCGGCAGGGUAGUGCUGCGGGCGCGAGGCCAGCGCGGCGCCGCUCCCGCCUCCCGCCGGGCCCGCCGGGCACAGCCGCUCCCGCCGGCCGCCUCCGACCGGCGCUGCCCCGCGCCCCGCGCACGAUAAGCAGUUUCUGAGGACUGAAGGACCUGCAAAGGGACACCUGCUUUUGAGCCACCCUCGAGUGUGUUUGUUAUCAAGAGCACGGAAAUGUAAAUACAAUGGUGGCUGAGCAACUACUCCCUUCCUCCUCCUCUGGCUUCCUGCACUCGGGAAGGUUGCAGAGGAGCUGCAAUGGCUGAGCUGGAGCACAACCUCAGCCUGGCGGACGCUCUGACGGAGCCGCCCCACGAGAUCGAGGAGGAGGUGAAAAGGGACUUCAUUGCCACGCUGGAGGCAGAGAAAUUCGAUGAUGUGGUUGGAGAGACGGUGGAUAAAACAGACUAUGUGCCACUGCUGGAUGACGAGGACGAGGCAAAGCCUGGGAGCCAGGAGCCCAGGGGCAAAGCCCACCCCGAUGGAAUCCAGGUGGAACACUCCUCAGCCUGUGGCCCCACGGUGGUGGAGAACGGUGACCAUGGCCUGGGAGAUCAUCACACAGUGUUCCCAGGAGAAAUCAUGGAUGAAAAGCUGUCUUACAAGGAGUUCCUCGACCGCAACGACUCCUGGGCGCCGGACGAGCGGGAGCUGCGCUUCGACCCGCAGCCCGUGUUCAAGCCCGUGGAGAUGGCUGACCCCUUCAACAUGCACAGAGGGGAGAACCUGCCGGAUCUGUCCUUCCCUGCUGACGUGAGGAGCGUGCCGCUGGUCCCGGGCCACGGGGAAGCUCCCAGAGACAUCCUCGCCCCACACGGCCCUAUGAUGGUACCUGACCAGCCUUUCUUGGGGCCCAUGUAUUCCCCUGCAGAGGCUCUGGACCCGUCAGCCUUCAUGGGCCUGGACUCAAGCACAGAAUUCCUGCAGGACAAAGCAGGUCCUGAAGAAUAUUGGAUGGGAGCUCAGCAGGACAUGAAGGGACCAGAUGCCUCUUUCUUUGUUGAGCCACCAGUGCCCCCUGUAACCACAGAAGCAAUAAAGGCGAGUUUGCCCGAGAGCCCCCCGGCCGUGCCCCCCGGCCCUGCUCCUGCUGCAGGCUCAGCGUUCCCGGGAGAGCCCGGAGCUGCCCACGCACCAAAAGGUGCAGCCCCCGAGGCCAGGCCCGUUCCUGCAGAAAAAGCUGGCUCUGUCCAUGCAGGAGACACCAGCCCUGCCCAAGCUCUGGAUGCUGGAUUUGCACCCUCAGCAGCAGCCAGCCCUUUCCAGGCCAUGGAUGUUGGGUUUUCUCCUGCCCCUGAAGCCAAGUCUCCCAAAGCUGUCAAUGACAAAUCCAGUCCGGGGACAGACCUUGGCUUCUCCCCCACAGCAGAUGCUCCAUCCCACCAUGCCAUGGAUUUGGGGUUUGCCCCAGCAGCAGCUGUGGAAUCCCACCAUGCCAUGGAUUUGGGAUUUGCCCCAGCAGAAGGUAUGGAAUCCCACUAUGCCAUGGAUUUGGGAUUUGCCCCAGCAGCAGAUGCAGAACCUCCACAUGCCUUGGAUUUGGGAUUUGCCCCGGCAGCAGAUGCUCCAUCCCACCAUGCCUUGGAUUUGGGGUUUGCCCCAGCAGCAGGUGUGGAAUCCCACCAUGCCAUGGAUUUGGGGUUUGCCCCAGCAGCAGAUAAUAAACCUAACCACACCAUGGAUUCGGAGUUUGCCCCAGCAGCAGAAGUCAACCAUCACCAUGCCGUGGAUUUGGGAUUUGCUCCAGCAGCAGAUAAUAAAUCUGACCAUGUUAUGGGCUCUGAGUUUGCCCCAGCAGCAGAAGUCAACCACCACCAUGCCAUGGAUUCUGAGUUUGCUCCUGCAGCAGAAGCCAAGCCUCUUCCCACCCUGGAUUCUGGAGCUGUCCCUGCAGCUGACCCCAAAAUUGCUGUGCCUGGAGAGCUGGGGACAUCUGGGUCUGCCCUUCAGCAAGACAGGUCUCCCUUGGACAAGUCUCCUGCAGAAGCAACGGCAAAGGUGGACCAAGAAUCCAAAGUCCCAGAAGCUCGUGUGGAUCAUUUAGAGGACACCAAGGACACCAAACCCCCUCCCAGCCCCUCCAAGGAGCCCCUUCCCGGGCAAACCAACCACCUUCCGGAACCAGCAGCUCCAGCAGAAGCAAAAGAAGACGUUGCACUAGAAAAUAAAGACCUUCCAGAAAAGUCUGUCCCUGCUGUGGUUGUGGAGGCACAGAAGGAGGAGCCUGAGCACAACCACGUGGAACCUCAGCAAGGAGAGGCCCUGCCAGAGCCCACAGGUCUUCCCACUGCACAAGUCAGGCAAGCUCCCAAAUCCAGCGACCGCGGGUUUGGUGGAGCAAAAGCUGCCCCAGUGCCUCUCACAGCUGUGCCAGAGGAACAGCCAGUAGGUCUCCCAGAGCAGAAGAGCCCUGACCCCGUAGUGGAGCUCGGAUGUGGUGCUGGAGCCUCCCCUCGCAGGAGGGUCCCAGCCAGAAAGGCAGCCCAUGGCCCCUCGGGGUCUGUGGAGAGCUACGGGGACCCACCCCGGGAAAACUGGGAUUUGGAAGGUGCCGUGGGGAAGAAAAAGAAAAAGAAACCCAAGCAAAGGAGGAACCAGCUGCCGAGAGCGAUGGAGUUCUGGGAUGGAAAUGGAAGAGCCCCCGGAGCUCCCGGGAAUUCUACCUUUGGUGCCGCACUGCAGGAGCCGGGGGUGUGUCCCGGAAUGCCUGGAGCUGCCUCUGCAAGCAGAGCUUUGGAUGUGCCAAAGGAUGCUAAAAUAACAGCUGGGAGUCAUGUCCUGGAUGAGCAGAAUGCCUCCUCGGUGCCAGCACCGGGACAGCAGGCCCAGAAAUCCCGAGUGCUGGAUGCCAGGCCUGGGGAUGUCCCGAAAACAGAGGGAAGGAGAGGUGAAAGCUGGAUGCUGGAAUGUGAAGGCAAGAGCAAAGAGGUUCCCUUGGAGCAGGUGGGCAGGACUAAGGUGGGGGAAUCUGUCCCAGCAAAGGCACCCACCAAGCCUCUGGAAAGGGAUUUUCCUGAUAAAAAGGAGAAGAGGGAGGAUAAGGAGCCCAGACGUGCUGACCUGGUCAAUGUGAGCAAAGCAGAAACUCCCUUACAGAGCAAACCUUUGGAAUUGCUCCUUCCUGAUAAAAACAAGGAGCCUAAAACCACAUCUGCCAGUCAGGAAACCCUCAGUGACACUGUCCAUCAGCCUUCCCGUGGGGCUCUGGAAGCAGCAGCAAAGAAAAGCUGGGAAAAAAGCAAAGGGGUUGGGAAUGAAUCCCUCAGAGAGGCUGGGCUGGAGGACAGAGUUCCUGCAGAGCCAAAGGCAGCUGGGGAGACUAAACCAGUGCCAGAGGGAGGACUGAAGACCCCAAGAGAUGCUGCUAAAGGGCCUCUUGCACCCUUGGCUUCCCCAAAGCCUGAGGAGGCUCCUGCUCCACAGGACGGGAAGGCCAACGGUGUUCCCGAUGCUCCCACACGUCCCAGCCCUGCCGAGGCACUGGGCAGGGGGGUGGCAGCAGAUUCCCUGGAUCAAAACAAAGGGAAAGGGUUUGGUGCUUCAGAGCAGCAGGCUGGCAAAGAUCCCUGUUUGACACACGGGAUGGACAGGCCCAGAAAAAAGCGCGGGGAAGGGAAGGGCAAAAGGAUGAAAAGCUUCCCUGAGCACAUGGUGCUCUCAGAGGAUGGGAGCAGAGCCCCUGAGGGAGGGAGGGGGGAUGAGGCCGGGAAAGAAACAGCUUAUCCCGAGAGAGACCAAGGUUUCCCUGCCAGGGGACACCCCCCAGGCAGCUCUGCCCAGGCCUGGCCUGCAGACAAGCCCAAAAAAAGGGGCAGCGAUGGAAGGAGUAAAAAAGGGGAAAGAGGUUUUUUCCAGCAGCCUUUCCUUGAGAAUAAGAUGGAGCCAAGUGGUUUUCCUGAGCUGUCCAAUAAAGCUAAGGAAGUCAGUGAUAAGGGCAGAGAGGGGGGUUGUGUCACUGCUGGGUGUUUGCAGGAGGAUAGAACUAAAAUGCAAAGGCCAACUGAGGUGGUGCCAGGGGAGAUGAAAGAAAACACUGGGAAAGAUGAAAAAGCUGAUUUGGGGGCUUUGGCCCAACCUUUGCUGCUGGAGAGCAGGAGAGAGGAAGCCAAAUGUCCUGCCCUGGGUGACACCAUCAGCCAGACAGAAGAGGUGGAUUUGGGUAAAAAAGGCAGAGAGGCCGGAGGUGCUGCCAGGGAAUCCCUUGGGAUCAGCUCCAGUGGGACACGGGAGGCAGAGAAACCCAGGAAGAGGAGCAGUGAUGGGAAAAGGAAACAGCCUGACAAGACUUUGGGGCAGGCAGCUGUCCUGGGGGCUGGGGGGGACACGGGCCAGGAGAAGGUGGCUGGAAGCAGGAAGGAAACGACCUUGGAUAAGGAGGUGUCUGGUUUGGAAAGAGGGAAUCUGGCAGAGGUGCUGGGCAGGCCUGAAAUCCAGGGUGGCAAUAGGAGUGCCUCUCAUCAGCCAGUUCUUUCAGGUCAUAAGGUGGAGACAUCAGAGCCAGGAACAGGCAGUGCUAAAGAAACUUGGCCCAUGAAUACAGGGAAGGAUCCAGGUAGAUCCCAGCCUCUCCCAGAGCACAGGGCUGGGACACACAGUCCCACCAGGGAAGUGGGGAUGGACGAGACCAAGAGUAAAACUAGAGAUGUGAAAGGCAGAAAGGCUGAAAAUAGUCCUGAGCUGGGUCCAGGUGACAUCCCUGCAGUGGGAAAUGUUAACCAAACUCAGUCUGAGAAGGGCAAAGGGGCUGGUUCCGGGACUCCAGAGGCUCUGCUGGAUGACCUCAGCAUUCCUGCCAAAGGACAGGCUCCUGCUUUGCCUCUGGAACCACAGAAAUCACCCACAGGGAGCAAAGAGAAACACAAAAAGCUGGAGCCUGAGCCUCAACAGCCAUUUGUGCUGGAGCAGAAGGCAGGAGCAGGGACGAGCCCUCCUCGGGACACAGAGAUAAGGGGCAAACCUGAAGGUCCCAGUCCUUCCAGCAGGGACAGAAAUCCUACCCCAGAGCACCCAGCAGUGGCAGAUCCCACUUUGGGCCUGGUUACUGAGAGAUCUAAAAAGAGGGGUUAUGAUGGGAGCAGUAAAAAGACCAGAAGUGCCUCCAAGCAGCCCGUUCUUCCAGAGACAGAUCCAGGCAGGGGUGAAGCACUGCCUGCCCUGGGAUCCCAGCUGGAAUAUGGGGUGGAAGACACGGAUUUUGUAGAUGAAAACAGAAAUAUUAAAAACUUCCCCACUGGCCCUCAAAAGCUUUGGAAUAAUAAAGGAAGUGACCUCCAAUCCUUGGCUGAGAGCACAGUAACUGGCCCUGGGAAUGAGGGAGAUGCUUCCUCUGGCUUCCCAAAGCAGAGAGAUGGGGGUGCAGGGAGUGGGGGGCUUCCUUCCCCUGCUCCUCCUGCUCCUGCUCCUGAAGCACUGGCAGAGAAAAGCAGCAAAGAGCCCGGAGCUGGUGCUAAGGAGGAGAUACAGACCCAGGAAGGUUGUGAGCAGCCCGUCCAUCUGGGACACCAAGAACCCGGAGAAGAGGCUUCAAAGAAAGGUGGGCAGAGCAGAGAGGCUGGUUCCCAGGGUGGCAGUGGGGCAGGGAAACCACUUGCAUUGGCUCCUGCAGCCAGACAGCAUGUUCAGUCAAAGGAGGAUGGAGUUCACCCUUCUCCUGUGGAAAAGGUGGAUGAUAAAGAAGUAAAACCCACUGAUAAAAAGCACAACACUGACAAGGCUUCCUUGGAGAAUAAAGCUGGAGGGGCUGAGCUGGGUGGAGGCAAGAGGAGUGAGAAGAGCUCACUCAGCCAGCCAGGGAGUGUGGCUGAAGCUGAGGCUGCUCAUUUAAAUGUGACAGCUGCCCAAACAACCCAGAUCAGUCCUAAAGAGAAUAAAAAAGGUCCCUCUCAGCCUGCAGAGGAGGGGGAUGCUCUUGGUGGCAAGGCACAUCUGAAGGAGGCUCCGGUGUUGAAGUCUGAGGUAGAUAAACCUCAAGACACAACCAAAGAAAGGGAAUCCCAAGACACAACCAAAAAAAGGGAAUCCCAAGACACAACUAAAGAAAAGAAAUCUCGAGACGCCACCAGAGAAAAAGAAACUCAUGACACAACUGAAGAAAAGGGAUACCAGGAAAAAACUAAAGAAAAGAAAUCUCAAGACACGAAUAAAGAAAAAGAAACUCAAGACACAACCAAAGAAAAGGAAUCUCAAGAAACAACCAAAGAAAAAGAAACUCAAGACGCAACCAAAGAAACUCAAGAGGCAACCAAAGAAACUCAAGAGGCAACCAAAGAAAAGGAAUCUCAAAGCACAACUAAAGAAAAGGAAUCUCAGGACACGAGUAAAGAAGAAGAAUCUCAAGACGUGCAUAAAGACAAGGAAUCUCAAGACACAACCAAAGGAAAAGAAGAAGGGUGUGAACAAAAAGCUGUGCAGGAGGCGAAGAAGGAGCGAGUUAAAGCAGCAGAGCAGCUCAAAGGCUACAUGAGACCCACCAAGAGCCGGGGGGUGCCGGCGCCGCCGGCCAGGUCAGCUCCCGACAGAGCCGUGCCCAGGCAGCCCCGAGCCCCUGGAGCGCCCCGGCCCCGGCCAGACAAAGUGAAACCAGAGGAGCCCAAACCAGCGGAAGCUGUGACAGGGAACGACAUCACAGCUCCUCCCAACAAGGAGCUUCCUCCCAGCCCGGAGAAGAAGACCAAGCCCUCUGCAUCCACCUCCUCUCCAAAGCCGGCAGCAGCGAAGGCCAAGCCCUCGGCCACCACCAGCCCCAAGCGCCCGGGCUCGGCCACCUCAGGCCCAAACAAAAAAGCCACGAGCCCGACUGCAGGUCCUGCAGCCAGCACUGCCAAACGCCCCGGCACCAGCACCGCCCGUCCCUCCUCCUUAGCUGCAAAAGAGACUAAACCAAAGGUUGCGGAUGCGAAGCCCACGGAGAAGAAGAGCUCCCUCUCCAAGCCUCCAUCCUCCACCACUCCCAAGACUCCUCUCAAGAGCUCCCCAGCUGCUCCCAAGACCACGGCGGCGUCUCCGGUCACGGCAGCUCCCGCUGCCAAAACCACCUCGGCCGCGACUCCCAAGAGGCCGUCGUCAAUCAAAACCGACGGGAAGCCGGCGGAGGCCAAGAAGACCUUGGCAAAGUCUCCAUCAGCGGACUCGAGCCGCCCCAAGAGCGCGGCCGGCAACGCCACCAAGAGCAGCGCCACCACUCCCUCCACCGCGGCCUCCAGCGCUCCCAGCGUGCCCGGGGCGCCCACCAGUCGCCCCAAACCCAAGGCUGCCGCAUCCAAACCCGCCUCGACCUCCGCCGCCUCCGCGGAUGCUAAAAAACCCCCCGCCAAGGCCCCCGGCAAGGCCGGCUCCGCGGCCAAGCCGCCCCGGCCCAGCAGCAGCGCCUCCGCCCCCGACCUGAAGAACGUGCGCUCCAAGGUGGGCUCCACGGACAACAUCAAGCACCAGCCCGGCGGGGGGAAGGGGAAGGUAGAGAAAAGGCCCGACCCAGCCGCCGCCGCGCCCAGGCCCGAGCCCAGCGCGGGCACUAAAGUGGCUCCUCCCAAAACAGCCGUAUCAAAAGAGGGGGUCCCCAAACAGCCCAAUGGGAAAGUCCAGAUAGUCUCCAAAAAAGCGAACUACAGCCAUGUUCAGUCCAAGUGUGGUUCCAAGGACAAUAUUAAGCAUGUCCCUGGAGGUGGGAAUGUGCAGAUCCAGAACAAGAAAGUUGACCUUUCCAAAGUGUCCUCCAAGUGUGGCUCUAAAGCAAAUAUCAAGCAUAAGCCAGGGGGAGGAGAUGUCAAAAUUGAGAACCAGAAGCUGAACUUCAAAGAGAAGGCCCAAGCCAAAGUGGGAUCUCUGGACAACGUGGGACACUCGCCGGCAGGAGGGGCCGUGAAGGCCGAGGGCGGUGCGGAGCCGGGGCAGCAGCCGCCGGCGGCCGCGGGCGGAGCGGGGCCGGGGCCGGGCGCGGUGCCGGGGCCGGGUGCGGUGCCGGGUGCGGUGCCAGUCCCGGUCCCGGCCCCGGCGGCCCCGGCGGGCAGCGCGCUGCGGGAGAACGGGGUCGGGCCGGCCGUGCCCCCCGGCCUGGGCACCGCCGAGCAAAGGGACACUCAGAGCUUCGAGACUCACAUACAAGAAACAAGCAUCUAAUGAUGACAUUCUGGUAUCGUCUUCCAUCCCCCCCCUCCCCGUCCCCUCUCCCUCCCGUCCCUCCCGCCCCCUCCCCGUGUCCCCCACCCUGUGUCGCUGCAGAUUGAAUCUCACAAGCUGACGUUCCGUGAGAAGGCCAAGGCUCGCACAGACCACGGAGCUGAAAUCGUCGUCUCCAAACCCCCCAACCUUUCCAGCAGCACCUCCCCCCGGCGCAGCACCUCUGCCAGCGAGAGCCUGGGCUCCCCGUCACCGCUGCCACGGCCGGCUGGCCCCGCCGCGCCCUCCCAGCAAGGCUUGUGACCCCCGGCCCCGCUCCACCGCCCCAGGACCCAGCUUGGCUCUCUUGACCCGGCCUCUGGCUUUAGGUGGGAAGGGACAGCGUUCCGCAGGGCGUCCCGGGGGCUCGGCCCUGCCCGGGCUCGGGGGUCCCUCCGUGGCUGGAAAGGGGUUUCCCUCCCUCUCCGUGCCCGUCCCGUUGGCUUUGGGGGGUCACUCCAGCGGUGGUGUCGCGUCGGGGCCGGGAUCGAGCGGCUCCAGGGCUGUUCCAGUGUAGGGAUGUGCCGGGGGCUGAAGCCAGGCCAGAGUUAACAGGGAUAAGCUGUGAUCUUUCUUUCUGUCUCUUUUUUUUACCCCCUUUCCCUCCUCACCGCUUCAGUUGGAUGCUGAUAUAAACCCUCCACACUCGUUAGGCUGUUUUAACUGUUGACUUGAACCUUUUAUUCUUUGUGACGACGUGUUGAUGAUUUAUUGUGCUACGAGCCCCGUGCUAAGUUUCCUUUUCUCUUUCCUUCCUUCCCACCCCGUAGGAGAGUAGGGACAUUAACCGCUGCUGCCGUGCUGGCUUCUUACUGACAUAUCCAGCCAUUGUAACUUCCUUGUUGUUGUUUGGGGUUUCUUUCAAUAUUUCGAACCGAUGGAGCGAGUUCAUGGGAUUUAAGCCAUGUCUGGAACGAAAGGCACAGGGAUGUGUUAAAGGCGAACUUGCUGUGAGAGCUCAGGUGGAGCCUGUGUUGACCUCAAGGAGACGCUCAUAGACCCUCCCCCGGGGGGUGCCCGGGGCCUCCUGCGUGUCAGCGAGGGAAAAGUGGUUUAUUUAUUAACUGGCACGGCCGGAGCCCUGGGGUUCAUCCCGGUUUUCCAGGGGCUGCGGGGAGGCAGGAGGCUGCCGUGGCCGGUUGACGCAGGCCGGGAGUCCGAGGCUGAAGCAGGUCCUGGGGUGUGAGGGAUGAGUGUGUGUGUGUGUGUGUGUGGUUUUAGCGAGGCUGAGGGAUGGGGACUGUCGGGAUGAGCAGGAAAGGGCAGUGCCCGUCCCGGGAUGGGCAGCGAGCCGGGAGCCCUGGGCUGGGCAGCGGGGCAGGGUUAGUGCCGGGGAGUUGCAGCUCUGACUAGGAAGGAGAUUUUUCCCACUCUUGGAGCUCCUCGUUUCGUGUUGCAAAUGACACUAAAGAAAUGAAAUGUAAAUAAAUUAAAAGAGGAAAGAAAAAAAAAAAAGUGUUCUUGGGUGGUCAAACUAAUUUAAAGAGAAAAAAAAAAACAAAGGAAAGCGGAAUAGCAAAACACUGGGAUCAAAGAGAACUGAACCAGGCUGUGCUAAGGGGGGGCUGCUCCAGGAGGGGACAGAGGGAAGCCUGCAGCUUCUCAUGCUUGUGGGAAUAUUUCUUUGGGAAGCCGACAAUGACACGAUAACCCGGAAUCUGUAUUUACACACAAAGAUUCUUAUUGCACUUGUAUUUUUUAUAUUAAAGUUUGCAUGAUUUCUAAUAAAAUGGCAUUAAAAUGUA